This is a messenger RNA of Cylindrotheca closterium, 1038 nucleotides long. Lineage: Eukaryota; Bacillariophyta; Bacillariophyceae; Bacillariales; Bacillariaceae. The record is from the annotation of a GenBank genome assembly.
AUGGCCAAACUGAUUACCAAUCACGAUCCAUAUCACAUUCAUAAGAUUUUGGGAGUCUCUGUCUUGUUGCAUUAUUUGUACAGGUUUGCCUUGCUCUUUCAAUAUGGAACUGCCUUCCCUGCCUUUGAAAGUCCACAAAGAGCGGCUGCGGGUGUCUUUUUACACGCCAUGCUGUCUUGGUCGUCACUCCUCCUGCCACUUCCGAUCAAACGGAAUUUUACCAAGCCCAUGAUUUGGCCUGAAUUUCGAUUGCAUUCCAUUGCGUUUGCGUCUCGGCACAUUGUGACUACCAUUGUUACCUUAUUGGACUGGUGGCCCAAUGAAGAGGCAUCGAUAUUGGCGCAUGCGCUCGCCCGAGGGUUGGUGUUGUGUGGUACCGUCAAAGCAGCUUCCUUUAUUACAGACAAGUGGGGAAACCGGGAACAACGAACCACCAAUUCCAUGCCGUACCCCAGUACCGUCGAUCCUGAAACCGAACGACCCGUGAUUAAAAAGCAGUACAUGCUUUCCCAAUUUGCCGCCACGGCUUCUUGCCUACUUCCCGAUGCUACCCUCAACUUUGCACCUCUGUUGGCCAUUCAAAUGGCUCCCCUCAUGAUGACGUUGGUCCGCAAGGGCAAGGUCACAUCCUUUGAUUAUCAUCGAGUCUAUGCGAUCAGUUUGUAUUUGGGUUAUGUCAUGGUCUUUUUCCGACUCUUGUACCCUGCAGACAGUAUCUUGACCAAAUCGGUCGGAUUGAAGACCAUUUUCAUUAUUUCCUUUCCCAGCUCCAAAUUGCGACGACUCAUGCCAGCCAUUUACGUCUGGGCAAUCAACACUCUACUUUCAACAAUCAUCUACCCCUUGGUGCUGCAGAACGCUAUUGAUUCAAUGAUGUAUAAUGAUCACGCCGCAAGACUUUUGUUUUGGUUUGUGGCCGUGGGUUGUACGUGGCGACAAGUAUUCACAUAUGCUCCUCUCUUUGGCUACUCAAUUCGCUUUCGAAGGAUGGGGUCAUCGUCAAACAAGCCAAAUGGAGCCACCAAAACGGUAGACUAA